Penicillium robsamsonii is the source of this 327-nucleotide messenger RNA. RefSeq lists its product as uncharacterized. Bases 1 to 327 code for a protein of 108 amino acids. The record is from RefSeq and is a predicted model, not a curated record. Lineage: Eukaryota; Fungi; Ascomycota; Eurotiomycetes; Eurotiales; Aspergillaceae. The transcript has 3 exons.
AUGGCAUCCGAGUCAACCCAAGCAGACCCUCACGACAAAGCGUGGGAGAAAGCGGAGAAGAAGUUCACACAUAAACAUGCUAGCGAGUACUACGACCCAUGCCAAGACUUCGCGGAUCGGAGUCUCAAGUGUAUGAGACGGAAUGCCUCUGACCGCGAAAUGUGUCACGAUUAUUUCCACCUCGAUCUUUUGUCUUAUGCAGGCUUUGUUUUUAUUCUGUCCGCGAGAUCCAUUAAUUUUGAUGCGAUGCGUGUCGGAGUAUAUUCAGUCGCUAACGAGGCACAGCUCACCCAGAAGAAAGUUUCCUUGACGCCCCAGCCCAAAUAA